AUGUCUCACUCAUCCAGUAGAAUCGUUGUUUAAAUGCUCACUUUGAAUUCACUAUUACAAAUAUAUGAAAAUCAACCCUUUGAAUUUAAUGAUUCUAACUUGAUGAUGUAACAUCCUUAACUAACCUCAAUAAUACCCACUAAUCAAGUAUUUAAUUCUGAUAUCAAUCUAGUUGAUAAAUUUAACAGUUGGAAUAUUAAUAUUAUUCUUAAUAGAUUGGAAGAAUAAACUUAAUAUAAUUACUUCAUUAUUCUUUGGAUUAUCAGUUAUAAUGUAAAAUUUCAAGUAAAUUAAUAAUUAAUGUAGCUAUCUACUACCAAAAACACUAAAUAUAAUACAAAUUUAUUUGUAGUUACUAAUUAUCAUUAAGUAUAUUUACUUUUAAACAAAAAAAAUCUAUUUUAGUAUUAAAUCUCUUGAAAAUAAUUAUAAACCAACAAUUACUAUUUCUAAUAAAUUACAUUCUAAGAAAAAAAUUACUAAAAUCCCUAAAAAAGUUGAAAAAUAAAAAUAAAAAUAAGAAAAUACUAUAACUAAUGAAAUCUAGGCUAAAAUUGUUUAAUAAUAAAUGAAUAUUGAAUAAACUUAAAUAAAAGAUGUAUAAAUAUAAGAAUAAUCAAAUUAAUUGAUUCAAGAAUAACAUAUUAGUGAAGCAGAAUUAGAAACAGAGAAUUAAUGUGAAAUUAAUCAUUCGGAUCUUUCAUAAAUAUCUUCAAUAAAAGAGGAAUAAAGUAUAUUCAUUAAAAUAAUUAGAACUACAAAUAUAAUUGAAAUUUAAUGGUAAAAAUGAAUAAUUUUGUUGUACUUUUGAUACCUUUGAAACAAUAUCUCAAAUUCUUUCUAGUUCAUUUACAGAUAAAUAGAUAAUAUAAAUAAAGAUUCAUAUACUACUUAAUUUUUAUGAUGAAAAUCAAGAUGGUAGUUGUAGAUUAUGGUGUAUCAAGAAAUUAUUAGCUUUUUAAUUUUGA
Molecule: messenger RNA, 968 nt
Organism: Paramecium primaurelia
Lineage: Eukaryota; Ciliophora; Oligohymenophorea; Peniculida; Parameciidae
Source: the annotation of a GenBank genome assembly